UUUCUCUGGAGUCCCAGGAGGCAGAUUAUGGGCAGGACUGCCUGUGGCCGGCACCAUGAAGCCUGAGUCUGCUUGCGCUCCGCCCCGGGCCCUGCUCUGCCUGAGCUCUGGGCUUGUCGUGGCUGCCCUGCCUGCAGCCCGCUGCUGCUAGGAGUGUAACCUCGGGACUGGUCCUGGGCCAGUCUUGGCCUUUCUCCUGGCUCACCGCACUGCUCACUCCUGCUCCGUCACAGUGCCCUGUCCCCGGCCUCCCUGGCUGGGGCAUUGGGGGUCUGCUGGGAAGACUGCAGUGCUGAAGGCUUCCUCCCACCUCUCCUCGAAUCAAGGCCUCCGGAUCCACAUGGAUAGCUGAGAUCUUUUCUUGGAGAAAGACACUUUCCUCUCACUGGCUUCCCCACCUGAUUUUCUUCCUUCUCUGCUGCCCUGUCUCUUUCCUCUGCCUCCUUGUUGGAUUUCUUGCUCGUGCGCCCAUCUGGGCUGUCUUGCUGACAUUCCUCCUUCCUCACCAUCUUGGUAUUUGUGUGCGUGUCUCCCUCCUCUUGUGUGCUCUCUGUCCCCCAUCUCUGUCCUGUCUCCCUCUCUCCCUCCCCUGAGGGCCGCAGCAGCCACGAUGAGCUUCACUCUGCACUCGGUUUUCUUCACCCUGAAGGUGAGCAUCCUGCUGGGGUCCCUGCUGGGGCUCUGCCUGGGUCUUGAGUUCAUGGGCCUCCCCAACCAGUGGGCCCGCUACCUCCGCUGGGACGCCAGCACGCGCAGCGACCUCAGCUUCCAGUUCAAGACCAAUGUGUCCACGGGGCUGCUCCUCUACCUGGACGAUGGUGGUGUCUGUGACUUCCUCUGCCUCUCCCUGGUGGACGGCCGCGUUCAGCUCCGCUUCAGCAUGGACUGCGCUGAGACUGCCGUGUUGUCCAACAAGCAGGUGAACGACAGCAGCUGGCACUUCCUCAUGGUGAGCCGGGACCGCCUGCGCACUGUGCUGAUGCUCGAUGGUGAGGGCCAGUCUGGGGAGCUUCAGGCCCAGCGGCCCUACAUGGAUGUGGUCAGUGACUUGUUCCUUGGUGGAGUCCCCGCAGACAUACGACCUUCCACUCUGACCCUUGAUGGAGUACAGGCCACGCCCGGCUUCAAGGGAUUAAUCCUGGAUCUCAAGUAUGGCAACUCGGAGCCUCGGCUUCUGGGGAGCCAGGGUGUUCAGCUGGAUGCCGAGGGACCCUGUGGGGAGCGUCCCUGUGAAAACGGUGGGAUCUGCUUCCUUCUGGAUGGCCACCCCACCUGUGACUGUUCCACCACUGGCUACGGUGGCAAGCUCUGCUCAGAAGGUAAGAUCCAGAAUAUGUCAGAGAUAGUUGCUAUGGAAGAAUUGGCUGCCCAGAAAGAUGGUUUCCAGGUCCUGGGGCAGCUGCUCAUCAGCUGGGCCCUCUUUCUCCAUCACUGGGCAGAAGAGGUGGG
Galeopterus variegatus (Sunda flying lemur) is the source of this 1449-nucleotide messenger RNA. Its product is annotated as neurexin-3-like. The record is from RefSeq and is a predicted model, not a curated record. The annotation marks the transcript as partial. Lineage: Eukaryota; Metazoa; Chordata; Mammalia; Dermoptera; Cynocephalidae. The transcript is spliced from 3 exons.